Messenger RNA from Monodelphis domestica (gray short-tailed opossum), 5691 nucleotides. RefSeq names its product solute carrier family 25 member 42 (gene SLC25A42). NCBI's taxonomy places the organism in Eukaryota, Metazoa, Chordata, Mammalia, Didelphimorphia, Didelphidae. Gene Ontology annotation, biological process: transmembrane transport. Gene Ontology annotation, cellular component: mitochondrial inner membrane. The record is from RefSeq and is a predicted model, not a curated record.
GGGCCCCCCUCCUUCCACCACCGCCCCCGGCGCAGGGUGCGUGAGGCGGGGCCGGGCUGGAUGGCUGUGGCGGCUGGUCCCGGCCAGUGAGGCGGAGGGAGCGACGGGCGCCCUGAGGCGGGUGACAGGCCCAGCAGAGUCGAGGGGGUAGCGGGAGCGGCGGCCGCGGGGAAUACCAUCUUCUACCAUUAUCAGCAAGACUGGUAUGGAUAAUGAUGUGAAACAAGAUUCUAUGGGUUUAAAAAACGAUGAGGUGGAGACCAUCGAGAGAGACCAAAGAAAAAUUCUUAACUCCCUCUUAUCCGGAGCAUUGGCAGGAGCUCUUGCUAAAACUGCAGUAGCUCCUCUGGACAGAACCAAAAUCAUCUUUCAAGUGUCUUCAAAAAGAUUUUCUGCCAAGGAAGCCUUUAAGGUCAUCUACUUCACCUACCUCAAUGAAGGUUUCUUCAGCUUGUGGAGAGGCAAUUCUGCCACCAUGGUCCGUGUGAUUCCCUACGCCGCCAUCCAGUUUAGUGCCCACGAGGAGUACAAAAUAAUCCUGGGCCGUAACUAUGGCAUCAAGGGCGGCGAGACUUUGCCCCCUUGCCCAAGACUUGUUGCUGGUGCAUUAGCUGGUAUGACUGCUGCUUCUCUAACCUAUCCACUGGAUUUGGUGAGAGCCCGGAUGGCUGUCACACCCAAGGAAAUGUACAGUAACAUCUUUCAUGUCUUCAUCCGAAUGUCCCGUGAAGAAGGUCUAAAAACUUUGUACAGAGGCUUUACACCAACAAUCCUUGGAGUCGUCCCCUAUUCUGGGCUGAGUUUCUUUACCUAUGAAACACUAAAGAAAUUUCACCAUGAACACAGUGGACGAUCACAGCCAUAUCCUUUAGAGCGAAUGGUUUUUGGUGCAUGUGCUGGUCUCAUUGGCCAAUCAGCUUCCUACCCUCUAGACGUUGUACGGCGACGAAUGCAGACAGCAGGAGUAAAGGGUCAGACUUACAAUAACAUCAUACAGACCUUGCAAGAAAUUGUCAGCAAAGAGGGAUAUAUCCGUGGUUUAUACAAGGGUUUAAGCAUGAACUGGCUUAAAGGCCCAAUAGCAGUGGGAAUCAGUUUUACCACUUUUGACCUAAUGCAGAUUCUUCUUCAAAAAUUUGAUGAGAGGAAUCGCAAUUAGUAUCCUAACUCUCAACUACCCAAAUUACUUACUAAAGCACAUGUGUAUACGUAGAAAAUGAUAGUACUGUCCCCAACAUUAUUGUGAAAUGUGAUUUAAAGUUUUACUUUAUUUUUUUAAAAUAAUUGAGUUUGCCAUUCAGAAAAUAUGCACUUAAAAUUGAUCUUCUCUAAAACCAAAUUCUCUUAGAGUAGCAAGUAAUAUUUGAGCUCUGGGUAGCAUUUGUCCUCCGAUUUCUUCCCACCACCCCAAGAUUAAUGAAGAGGACUAUGCUUCUGAACUGGGUCCAGAGCACACCCAGGGAUUAGGAGGAUAUUCUAAGAUGGUCAAUGUCUGAGGGGAGUUUAGGGAAUACAAAUUAGUCUUUGGUUUUAAACAAAGUGCAGUAUUUCACUUUUUAAAGUUUGGUCAUCUACUAAAUACCUGAAUUGGGGUUAAUAUUCUUUUGAAAGGAAUAAUUUAGAGUUCUGUUAUUCAUUUUUUCAAAAUUGGUUCCCAUAAAGGGAAUGGAUUCAUCAAAGUCAAGGAUCCCAAAUGAUUUUUUAUCCAUUGUCUAGGACUUUUUGCAUUUAAUGUGUCCAUGCCUCUGAAAUAAGCAAAUGAAAUUAGAAGGUCUGUGGAACCAUCUUAAAUUUCUUCUCACAGGUUGUUGGAAGUGGGUAAAUUUAAUCCUUUUCUCCAAUGGCAUGUGAUAAGUACACUUUGAGCCCUCCCAAGUCUUGAUAAACUAUUACCAGAAAAUGUGUAGAUUCCUAUAUACCAUAUCCUUGACCCUCCUCAAAUGCUUUCAUUCUUGGUAUAUAGCAUUGUCUGGUGAGUGAGUACUGGAAACCUCCAUAUUUCCCAAGAAAUGUCAAAGCUUUUGAGAUUUUAAACAGGGAAUUUUGUAAACUUGAAAUUCAUCGGUCACAUCUUUCAUUGAAUAUAAUUGCUGCUAAGUGACCAGCUUAGAGGAUUCAGUCUCUCACCAGACAUGGCAGAUAAGGAAUGUAAAUCAUUUUUGUUGUCUUAGGAGUUCUUUCGUAAAUAUGCUUCACAGCUGCUGGGUGGAACAACCUCUGUGCUUAAGAUAGAGCAGGCUCAUCUUGAAUUUGCUCACAGAAAGUGGUAGCUUUCAAUAGAUCCCACCCUCAGUGACCCACAGUUAUUAAACUGCCACCUGAUCUCAUUCCUCAGGUGCCAUGUUUUCCCAGCUCUAAGCGGGCCAUGGAGCCUAAAGAACAAAGCCUCCCUAACAUGCCACCCUGAAGAGUUGGCAGUAUGGUGUGGCACCUUAGAAUGUCCACUGUGAUAUUUCUUGGGGAAGCUUCUGACUCAUGGUUUAGCCCCUACAUACAAACACACACAUACACACACUCACUCACACGCUCAUUAAAGGGAUGGGGAAUAUAUUCAGUUAUUCGAAGCUCAAUCUUUGAGCACAAACAGUGUGAGAGAAUGUCCCAUUUCUUGGAUGAUCCCAGACUCUCACAGUGAGGAGCCAUGUGCCCAGCUCACAUCAGAGAUAUGAAGGUGCCUGGAAAGAGACUUUCUUCUCCUGGAAAGUUGCUGCUCAGAUGGAAAGGACUGCACGUGAUAAAUCACGGGGUGCAGAGAAAGUCCUUUUCUAAUAUAGGUAUUUUUAAUAGUAGGAUUUUUUUUUAAGUCAGAAUCUAUAUCAUGACUUCAUUAGUGUAAAAUGAAGAUCAUUGCACAGUCAGUGAAAUUUGAAUGCCCUUGUGUUUGGUUCUCAUUUUAUACUCUGGACAGAAGUUGCUUUAUAGCCAAAUAGUUAAUGUGAUGAGUCCCCAUCUUCCAAUCAAGUCCCACUCAGCCCAGGACAGUCAGCUUGGAUAUUUAAGUAUUACUAUAUUGCCACAAGGUUCGAUAGCUGUACUUGCAAAGUCCCGAUGGUUAAAGUUCCUGUUACUAGGAAGAUGUCCUUGGUCAAGCAUUGAAUCCCUAGGUGGUGGUAUAGGAAUAGUGAGGAUCUCUUCUAACUGGUAUGUAAAGUGCCAUUCCCAGCCAUUCUUGAGGAUAAUGAACGCUUCUGAAAGAUAGGCCUGGAGGAAGGGGACGGUAGUCUGUUCCCACUGAGCCCCCUCUAGCCCAGCACUGUCUCAUAUGGUUCUAUGCACCUGGGAGCCAAGGCUUGUUUUUGGUGGCCCCUUUUGAAAGUCUCUUGGUUUGUGUUCGUGUCUGAGUACUGUGUUUUGACACCCCCUUCCAGUAAGACUUCCCAAAUCUGUCCUUGGAAAAAGGGAAGUACAAACGCCUGGCAUCCACGGGAUUGUGUCUCAUGUUUUAAAAUAGCGGUAGAUUAGAAAGGAGCUUAAAUUUGGCUGCAUCACCAUUUGUUGACCUGAAAUGGGAUCACAUUUGGACGAUCUCCAGAAAGUCAUUAUGGGCCCCUUUAGAAGUAUAAACUGGAAUUGAAAAAAGAUAGACUUUAGGGGAAGCCCAGGGUGUGUAUUCUCACUGAACAACAAAUUUGAAAUUCCUCCUAUGAUGCAAUAACAAUUAUAGUAGACUGCAGAAACUCAUUUUGCAAAUUUUCUUUCCAGUAAAAUUAAACAUUUCCCUGGCCCUUGCAUUUAUUGACCUGACAGCCAUUAUCAUUUUAGUCCUAUUUCCUGAAAUCGUUUAUUUGAUUGGGGUGGGAGGAAGGGGGAGAUUUUGCACAAGUUUUUGUGUAUGAAAGUAGCUGAUUUAAUAUGUAUGUGUGCAUGUGUGUGUCUUAUGCGUUUUAAAUAGAUUUAUUUUUUCUUACCCAAUGCUUGGCUUAUGGGUGUGAAGAGCCUUCUUUGUGUUCACACUUUGCAUGUGGUAUGCCUGUCCUGUAAUUUCAGUCCUGCCUCAACAGAAGGGACAGAAAUGGUUGGAAAUUCUCAUAGGAGGAGGUCUUCCCACUCCUACAAACUGCAGGCUGCAUUUUUGAAGACAAGGGCUAGCUUAUUCACACCACUUUCUUCCCACUGUUUUCCAAGCUCAAAUCAUUCUCCUGUAUUGGCCCAGCAUCUCUUCCUUUCUCUGUGACUUUGUUGUUGGAGAUUUUACUGUACUCUGGCUUCUUGUACAUUCUCUGCCAAGUACAUCAGGUUGCAGUAUCCUGUUAUUCCUCUCUCUGACAUUAGUGCUCUAGGGGAUUUUGUUACUCAGGAGGCAUGUGUCCAAAAGAGAACAGUUUUGAAACUGUUGUCUGCCCUGUUCUAUGGAAGAAAAUGCAUCAGGUAAAGGUCUAUCCUUUAAAAAGUUUACUCGAAUGAUUUUGUGCACCUUCUGAACCUGAAACACAGAAAUCAAAAGCAAGGCCCUUUCUUCCAUGAAAAUGGAGCAUUCGAGAAGAUUGUUUUUUCUUCUCAAGACUUGUCUACUCCCACAUAAACUUUCGGGAUCAGGCAUUUUCCUGGUCAGAGAUCACAAAUCAAAGGGACAGAUUUUUAGAUGGGAAUUGAGUAGUUUGGAGUUGCUAAGACCCAGGAAACACCAGCACCCCAGUGUCUUUGUCCUGCCAUGGCAGCUGCCUCCUUGUGGGAGCUUUUUAGUCUUGUGCUAAAUAUGGGUCUAGCAGUUGCUAAAGGUUUCCCAGGCCUAACCCAGCCAGACCACAAAAAUGUGAUCCUGCACAUUUGAAGCCAGGUUAACUUCCAUUUCUUUGUCCUCUGGCAGAAUUAAGCUUUAGAGGAAACUACAGUCCAUGGAGAUAUUUUCUCUAUUGGACAAUGUUUUAGGGUUCUUUGCUGAACAGUUUGAAGUGAAGGGUGAAGGAACCUGGCUACUUUAGCCUGUUUUAGGCAGCAGUCCACCCUAGAAAUCAGCUUUCCUAGAGGAAGUACAUGGACCUGAUCAAGGGGAGGUGUGGCAUUUUCUCCUUCAAUAGACAAGCUCAGAAUCCACAUCCCUUACAAUGCUCUCUCCGAACCAGUGAAUCUAACAGUGGGAGUAAGCAAGCGAAUGAGUGAGUGAACGAAGUGAGGUGCUUUAUGUGUGCAUGUGUGAAUGGCCCCUGUGAGCAAGCACUUCUGGAAAAAAGUGCAAUUUUCCAAAUUGGAUCAGACAGAAAGAUUUUGGUCCCCAAACCUUUCAAGAGCUUUAGAAUCAGCUUCUUUGGGGCCCUUUGAGCCCUAUAUGCUGCGUUUCUGAAUAACCAACUCCCUAAUGCCUGGUUCUCCCCAAAUGCUGUGUUUUGUGGGGACUUGACACUGUUGUCCACCUAGCUUGCCUAUGCACAUAACACUCAACACUGUUCAAUGCCUUUUGUAAAGAUGUGUUAUUGCUGUCCACGUGUCAAUUUUGACUGCUUUUAUUGGUCUGGAGUUCUAUUUUGAUGCAGUGAAGAUACUUUGUUUAUACAUAUAUAUAUAAUGUUUAUAUUUCAAGAUUUGUGCCAAGAGAAUAUAUUUAAUAAAAAUUAAAAUGGCUCGAUUUCCUUUCUCAGUUUUUCCUCCUCCAUCCCCACCCUUCUUGCCUAUGAAUUUGAAGUCUCUUUUUAAAUAUUUGUUGUAUUUAUUGAAUAAAGGUUUAUGUUGUCUAUUGCCAACUUUACAAAAUCA